UCAUCAAAUAUCAUUCAGGUACUUUCUCAAUUCUCAUCUAUUUUUUUCUUCCUUUUCUCUGCUCCACUUUCCCUCCUUUUCCCACUUCAAUCUCAUCUCUCAAAAUUCCUUUCCUUUCUUCCUACCUUUCAUGUCCCUUCCACCAUUUUCAAUCUUUCAUAAAUCUCUUCCAAAUUUUUUUUACCUCUAUUUUACUUCAAUUUUUUUAUUCUUUGCUGCCAAUACCGCUAAGUAUCCGAUUCUUUUCACCUUCAAAGUUCAUUAUCAUCUUCUCCAUAAUUUCCCCCCUGUACUGAUCUUUACUCUCUGACAAUUCCGAUUUGAAGAUCCGUUUCUUAUUCCUGUUGUGGGUUUUUAUUUUUUGAUUUUUUUGAUUUUUUUUUUCGGGGGUGGGGUGGGGGGAGUACAUUAUCACACUCUUCCCAAAUGACCGAAGAGCCCUUUGCUCGUUUGGGGAUUGGGUUCUUUUUUGCUUAUUCACUAAUUUCUAUUUGUUAGAUUCUUCAUUCUGUAUCAUAUUUUGGGGUUUUAAGUGUGACUUGAAGUAUUUUCGGCGGUCUGGAGUUGGAUUUUUGAGCUUUAGUUUUUUUUUUACUCGAAGCUUGAAAGUUUGAUUGGAAGUUGGUGGAUCUGAGAUGGUGUUUGGAGAUUGAAACCGUUACAAGGAUAUAGGAAUUGCGGAUUGGUUGUUGAACUGUUACUGUAGGGUUAGUCUUUUGGGGUUUGCUGGUUCUUGGAGAUUGUGUUAGCUGAGUUGACAAAAGGGUGAACUGCGAUUGCUUUAAUUCGAUUCGAGAUCAAUCAUGGAGCAUUUAAUUGGUGGGAAGUUUAAGUUGGGCCGGAAGAUUGGAAGCGGAUCCUUUGGUGAACUGUAUUUGGGUACUAAUGUGCAAACUGAGGAGGAAGUGGCUGUUAAGCUGGAAUCUGUGAAAACCAAGCAUCCUCAGCUUCACUAUGAAUCAAAACUUUAUAUGCUUCUUCAAGGAGGAACUUAUGUAUCAUUCAUUUUGUGAAGCUGGUAUUCCUCAUCUCAAAUGGUUUGGAGUUGAGGGUGAGUAUAAUGUUAUGGUCAUUGACCUCCUUGGGCCAAGCCUCGAAGAUCUGUUCAACUACUGUAAUCGGAAACUGUCUUUGAAAACAGUAUUAAUGCUUGCUGAUCAGUUAAUAAACAGAGUUGAGUACAUGCACUCACGGGGGUUCCUUCACCGUGACAUAAAGCCCGACAACUUUCUCAUGGGGUUGGGGCGGAAGGCUAACCAGGUAUAUAUUAUCGAUUAUGGUCUUGGAAAAAAGUAUCGGGAUCUUCAAACACACAAGCAUAUACCAUACAGAGAAAAUAAGAAUCUCACAGGAACAGCUCGCUAUGCUAGUAUUAAUACUCACCUUGGAGUCGAGCAAAGCAGAAGAGAUGAUCUCGAAUCUCUUGGCUAUGUGCUUAUGUAUUUUCUCAGGGGAAGUCUUCCCUGGCAGGGUUUGAGAGCAGGGACCAAAAAGCAAAAAUAUGAUAAGAUUAGUGAAAAGAAAAUGCUCACUCCAAUUGAGGUCCUCUGCAAAUCAUAUCCAACGGAAUUCACAUCUUACUUCCACUAUUGCCGAGCCCUAAGAUUUGAAGACAAACCAGACUAUUCCUAUCUGAAGAGCCUUUUCCGUGAUCUUUUCAUUAGAGAAGGUUACCAAUUUGACUACGUAUUUGACUGGACUAUAUUGAAAUAUCCACAGAUUGGCUCCAGUUCUAGGACACGACCAACUGGGAAAGCAGCGAUAAACCCUGGACCAUCUGCAGAAAGAGUGGAGAGGCCUUUAGUGGGACAAGAUCUCCGAGAUAAAUUUUCUGGUGCAAUGGAGGCUUUUGCUAGAAGGAAUGGCACUGGGAUUGGUCUACACAGUGAUCACUCCAGACACAGAUCCUCUGAUGGUGUGCCUUCUUCCAAGGAUGUGCAACCGGAUGCAGAACGAGCACGGAGUUCUUCUCGGCAAGGGAGUGCUUCUAAGAGGCCUGUAUUGUCGAGCAGUCGGCCUACCUCCUCUGGGGAGCCAAGCGAACUCCGCUCAAGCCGACUUUUGUCAAGCAGCAGCCGUCUGUCUGCUUCUACUCAAAGGAUUCAACCUGGGGUUGAGUCAAAACCAUCCUUCCUCCGUUCUUCUGCUACAAAAAACAGCCGUGAUGAUGCACUUCGAAGUUUUGAACUAUUAUCGAUUGGCACUGGAAAGAAGAAAUAAGAACUUAUCAUCGGGGGUGAAGAAGUUCAUACUUUUCUCUGUAGUUGUGAUGGUGUUUUUAAACAUCUGUAUGCUAUCUUCAUAGUUCGUCAUUGGAUUCCAUCCCCAGGUAUGGAAGUUAAACUCUCCCCCACCCUGCCCCACCCAGCUCGGGUAUGUAUAUGUGCCUCUUCAGAGGUUCAUAUGAUUAAUUAUAAAACCUUUCUAGACUCAUCAAACAGAGAGAAUUUAACAAAGCUCUCGGGAAAUUGUCAAUACAUUUGAGGCUCUGCUGUAACUAAUAAAUACCUUUUCUCAUAUUCAUUCUUUCAUGGUAAAGGGCUUUGACAUGAACCGGAAAAGACUUAAUUGCCUCUGUGGCCAUAAUUCUGCUAGAUCAAGCAAGGGAUGGAGACAACUACUGCCAGAGCUUUUGGAUGAAUAGAAAGAAAAGCCAGCUCUAUUACUAUUAUUUUUUGUUUUAAUUAUGGUAUCUGCUACUAUUUUCUUAUAAGGAUCUGAAUUUACAAUGACUUUUACUUUCCCUUCCAAAUCAUGCCUGUAAUGGAAGAGAUAUUUUUACCUUUAUGGAUGAUAGCUAAAAGAAAUUGAAGAACAGGGUAGAUUAAUGAUGGGUUAAA
This is a messenger RNA of Benincasa hispida (wax gourd), 2840 nucleotides long. Its product is annotated as casein kinase 1-like protein 10. Gene Ontology annotation, biological process: protein phosphorylation. Gene Ontology annotation, molecular function: protein kinase activity; ATP binding. The record is from RefSeq and is a predicted model, not a curated record. NCBI's taxonomy places the organism in Eukaryota, Viridiplantae, Streptophyta, Magnoliopsida, Cucurbitales, Cucurbitaceae.